Vicia faba (fava bean) is the source of this 828-nucleotide messenger RNA. The record is from the annotation of a GenBank genome assembly. NCBI's taxonomy places the organism in Eukaryota, Viridiplantae, Streptophyta, Magnoliopsida, Fabales, Fabaceae.
AUGUUUUGGUCAUGGACCUCUGCUCUAAAGAUCACUCUUCUUCUUCUCCUCGUUUCCUCUGUUAUUGCUGCUAUCUUGAUUCUCCCAAUUCAAAAGAUUUUGAAUGAUUUCUUGAUAUGGGUUGAUCGUGAUCUUGGGCCAUGGGGUCCCCUUGCUCUGGCAAUUGCUUACAUUCCUUUAACUAUAUUGGCUGUUCCGGCGUCUGUACUUACGCUUGGCGGUGGUUAUCUAUUUGGCCUUCCAAUUGGCAUUAUUGCUGACUCUAUUGGUGCAACCAUCGGUGCUGUAGCUGCAUUUCUUCUUGGUGGAACAAUUGGGAAAUCAUUUGUUGUUGCUAAGUUGAAGGACUAUCCACAAUUUAGAUCAGUGUCAAUUGCAAUCCAAAGAUCUGGCUUUAAGAUUGUGUUUCUGCUUCGCCUUGUUCCAUUACUUCCGUUUAAUAUGUUAAAUUACCUCCUAUCCGUGACUCCGGUUGCAUUAUGGGAAUACGCAUUGGCGUCCUGGUUAGGAAUGAUGCCAAUAACGGUGGCACUUGUGUAUGCUGGAACAACACUCAAAGAUCUAUCCGAUGUGACACAUGGUGGAGGAGAGUUCUCAAAGACUCGUUGGGCUUUCUUAAUUUUGAGUCUAGUCAUAUCUGUGGUUUUGAUGAUUUGUGUUACGAAAGUUGCCAAGUCUGCUUUAAAUAAUGCCUUGGCUGAAUGUGGAGAAGACAUGAGUAACACGACAUCUUCCUCGGAACAGCCCAUUGUCACUGAACCUUUAGUAGAUCUCAAUCAGCCUCUUGUUAAUGAGAUAGAUCAGAAUCAAGACAAUCAACAACAGUAA